CAAUGACUCAAACCGCCCAAGUACCAGAACAACGCUUUAUCGAGGCAGUGCAAGCCUGUCUGAAGCGAUACGAUGAGAAACUGCAAAACAUAAACCAGAAGAUCUGGUCCAAUCCCGAGCUCGCCUACGAAGAACACGACGCCCACAAGAACAUCUGCGAGUUCUUCGAAGGGCUAGGCGAUAAACACUACAGUAUCCGCCGACAAGCGUAUAAGCUAGAAACUGCAUUCGAAAUCGAGUAUAAACACGGCGAUGGCGGCGGACGCGUUGUGGCGUUCAAUGCAGAGUACGAUGCCUUGCCUGGUAUAGGCCAUGCGUGCGGCCAUAACUUGAUCGCAACAAGUUCGAUCGCUGCAUUCGUCGCCACUUGCGAGGCUAUGAAGACUGUAUCUGGUAGCAAAGGAUUCACGGCUCGUUUGAUCGGUACUCCAGCCGAGGAAUCGGGAGGUGGUAAGGUCCGACUUAUCGACAACGGCGCGUACAAGGAUGUAGAUGCCUGUCUUAUGGUGCAUCCUAUGCCGGUGGCGCCGGAGUAUCCUGAUAUGUUGAGCGUGGCAACUACUACCACUGGUGGAUAUCUUGCAAACGACAAGGUCACGGUGACUUUUACAGGCAAGCCUGCUCACGCUGCCGCCGCGCCGUGGGAGGGUAUAAACGCGCUGGAUGCAGUGGUAGCAGCGUACGUCAAUAUCUCACUCCUCAGACAACAGCUCCUCCCAUCGCAAAAGGUCCAUGGUGUUAUAGUCAACGGCGGCGAUCGCCCGAACGUCAUUCCCAUGUCUGCCUCUGUGAACUACUAUAUCCGCUCCCCGACCGUCAAGACCCUGAAGCCUCUUACGGAGAAGAUCAUCAAGUGCUUUGAAAGCGCGGCAAUGGCCACUGGGUGUAAAGUGGAUUUUAAGUGGGGCCCUUCAUACGCAGACUUGAAGACAAACACUCCCAUCUGCGACAGCUACGUCUCCGCCCUGCGAGCAAUGGGCCAGCAGGCUGCUUUCACGACUCCUCCACGCGAGGGCUUUGGUGGUGGCUCUACCGAUAUGGGAAACGUAUCAUACGUCGUUCCCGGCUUCCACGGCAUUUUCGCCAUCCCAGCCGAAGGCGUCAACCACACUCCGCAGUUCACGGCAGGGGCAGGAUCGCUGGAGUCGUAUAAACGGGCAAUAAGCUGCGCGGCGGGAAUGGCGAUUGUCGGUUGCAGGAUCUUGGACGAUGCGGCGUUUGCCGAGCAGGUUAAGGCGGAUUUCUUGAAAGACGAGUAAUCUUAAGUAGUGUGAUAGGUUAAUGCGACGCAUAUCUUAUCUAUCCAUAUAGACCUG
Molecule: messenger RNA, 1316 nt
Organism: Aspergillus versicolor CBS 583.65
Lineage: Eukaryota; Fungi; Ascomycota; Eurotiomycetes; Eurotiales; Aspergillaceae
Product: M20 family metallopeptidase
Exons: 4
Molecular function (GO): dipeptidase activity
Source: RefSeq, a predicted model, not a curated record